UGGUACGUGACACCAUGUGUAUUUACUCAAGCUAUAUAUAUGUCCUAUAAGCAUCUUUAGUUGGGCCAUAGCGAGAUAUGUCGUUCUCUCACUCUUCUGUGUUGUAUGGAGAAUACACUCCCAAUGUGUUACCAAGCUGUGAGUUUUUCCCCGCCAACGCCGCCUCCGAGAAUUCGCACGGUGCCGCCGACUUUGCCGCUUUCGACGAAGGCUACUACGAGCAGUUCGCUUCGCCGACGGCCGCGCACGGCCCGGAAGAGCCUCUUGCUGGUGGUGAUUGCAGCCCAACAGCUGAUAUGAUAAUGAACUGUGGGGAUGAGAUGAAGGGGAUGGGGGUGGAAAUUGGGAGCAGGAUUGGGUUCAGAACAAGAUCAGAGGUAGAGAUUUUGGAUGAUGGAUUCAAAUGGAGGAAGUAUGGGAAAAAAUCAGUUAAAAACAGCCCCAAUCCAAGGAAUUAUUACAAGUGUUCGAGCAGCGGCUGCGGAGUGAAGAAGAGAGUCGAAAGGGACCGCGACGACCCGAGCUACGUGAUCACCACCUACGAAGGGGUGCACAACCAUCUCACACCCGGAUUCGUCAUCUGCGAUCAUGACUCUCACUGCAGGAUGUACCCGACGUUGAUUUCUCACAACAAUUGCUCGCUUUUUUGAAGUUGUGAUGUUCGAUUCGUUUCUAAUCGCACUGCAAGAGCGAAAAACUUGUUAAAAAUGAGCUGUAGAGACGAGAAUCGGCACGGCGUGCUGUAUGUGGAUGUGUGUACAUUCAUGCGAAUUCAAUGGAAUGCGUGCUUGUUUU
This is a messenger RNA of Ananas comosus (pineapple), 795 nucleotides long. Its product is annotated as probable WRKY transcription factor 50. Gene Ontology annotation, biological process: regulation of DNA-templated transcription. The coding region runs from base 78 to 650 and encodes 190 amino acids. The record is from RefSeq and is a predicted model, not a curated record. Lineage: Eukaryota; Viridiplantae; Streptophyta; Magnoliopsida; Poales; Bromeliaceae. The transcript has 3 exons. Gene Ontology annotation, molecular function: sequence-specific DNA binding; DNA-binding transcription factor activity.